AGUAACACUGUCAGUUGUUUGGUUUGGCGUUUAAUUUUUAGGUAUUUUGGCCGAAACAAAUCUGUAAAUAUCAAAGGAAUAUUAUGAUGAUAAUGAAAUUACCACUUUUACAGUGAAAGCCUAUGACCCUAAGUAGUUAAUGUGAAUAUUAUUUCAUAAGUAGGCCAUUUGCGUUCUAACGGAUUUGGUUACCGGGAUUUAGUGAAGUGUGAAGUUUUAAGUGUUGAAUUCAUGAUAGAAGAAGUUAGUGGUCAUGGCAGAAAAUGAUGAUUAUUUAGAAACGAUCGACAACAAUCAUUUGGACGGAACCAACGGUUCCCUAAACAUGACUGACAAUAGUCUCGGAGGUGGCGAUGAAGCCGCUGGCAGUGAGGUGCCAGACCUGGCAGCCAUCAAAGCCCGAGUACGGGAAAUGGAAGAGGAGGCUGAAAAACUAAAACAGAUGCAAACCGAAGUUGACAAGCAGAUGAGUAUGGGUAGCCCACCGGGACUCACAAGUCCAUUAAACAUGUCUAUUGAGGAGAAGAUAGAGGCAGACAACAGAUCAGUGUACGUCGGUAACGUGGACUACGGCGCCACAGCCGAAGAGCUCGAACAGCACUUCCACGGAUGUGGAUCUAUUAAUAGGGUUACGAUAUUAUGUAAUAAGUUCGACGGCCACCCGAAAGGAUUCGCCUACAUAGAGUUUGGCGACAAAGACAGUGUACAGACUGCAAUGGCCAUGGACGAAUCAUUAUUUAGAGGGCGGCAGAUAAAGGUGAUGCCGAAGCGCACGAACAAGCCGGGGCUGUCGACGACGAACCGGCCGCCGCGCGCCAUGCGGGGCCGCGCGCGCUCGUUCCGCGGCGGCUUCUCGCCCUACUACUCCGGCUACCGGCCCGUGCGCCGCGGCAGAGGGUACAGGCGCGGCAUGUAUUACUCUCCGUACUGAGUGCGGUAGAGGGGUGUUCCCCGCACCUAGUGCCACUGUGCCGUAUACUAAGUUAGCAGCCCGUCUGCGCCACUGGACUCUAGCUCUACCCUUUACCUUUACUUUGUACACCUCGGUCGCGGUUAUGUAGGUAAGGACAACAUACGGACUCCGGUGUAUUUAUGACGGAUCGCGAUAAGUAAAAUAUAAUUUUAUUUUUAUUUGUAUAAGAUUACUGAAAUGAAGUGACUGUUUUGAAAAUGUGCUGUUUUUGAUUGUGAACAAAAAAUUACUCGAUAGGACUCGUUUAGGGCGAUGUGCAUAGAAUAAGUCUAGAGAUAGAUAAUUAAAUAUACAAUGUUGACUUUGGCUGCUAAUCGGACGAAGAUCAGAUUAUGUAUCUACAUCAGUUAGAUAAUGUUAAAAUAUUUUCUUGACUCUGAUUUUUGUAUUAUAUUCGCCUUAAAUAUGUCGGUAAAGGUUUUGUGAAUACAUAUAGUAUUUUGGCAAUCAUUGUUCAUAUCGCGAUUAGGUGUUUAGAUUAAAUGAAGCAUCUUGUUGUAGCCGUUGUGAGCUCUGCAGAGGCCGUUAGAAAUGCUAGUAUACAGUUAAGUCGUAAUAUGAAGUAUUUUAAUAACCUAUACGGUUGGUGAAUAUUGUUAAACUCCCGUAAAACGUAGUCGCGCUAUGUUAGGAGCGCAACCGCGCAUGAAUCGCGCCGCCUCGCGCCUGCCCGUAGGGAGACAGCUUCCUUGUCAACAGAUAAAAUUAUAUAAGGGGGCAGCUCUCUUGUUUAACCAAGAUCUUCAUCUGCAUUUGUUGCAGAAUUGUUUUAAAUAGUUUUAAUUAUUUGACUGUAUCUACAAUUUGUUUGUUACUUUAUGAGAUGAACUGUAACUCAAAUUAUCUUUGUGUAUGAUGGUAUUUCCAUGUUAGAAUUAGUUGGUGUAUGUCCAUAUAAUGAUUUUAGACAGAGACUACUUUUGUGUUUCUAAUGCAUCACAAUAGUAGUUCAAAAAUUCAUGUUUAUAAUUAGAGUUUAUUCUUAUUUAAUUUAAACCUGAACUCGGUAUUUAUCAAUCUAUUAUAAAGUACACCUAAAAAUUAUCUCAUGCCUAUGUAAUUUUUAUGUUCUUUUCAAAAGAUAAAUAUUCAUAAAAAUGGCACAUUGAAAGCUCGAAAGAAAGAAGUAAAAGGAAAAAAAGAUAUGAGAGUAAUUUAAGAAUAAUUUUAAGAAUGA
This is a messenger RNA of Helicoverpa armigera (cotton bollworm), 2150 nucleotides long. It is a transcript of the gene Pabp2, whose product is annotated as polyadenylate-binding protein 2. The transcript has 7 exons. NCBI's taxonomy places the organism in Eukaryota, Metazoa, Arthropoda, Insecta, Lepidoptera, Noctuidae. Gene Ontology annotation, cellular component: nucleus. The coding region runs from base 254 to 931 and encodes 225 amino acids. Gene Ontology annotation, molecular function: poly(A) binding. The record is from RefSeq and is a predicted model, not a curated record.